Cotesia glomerata is the source of this 2641-nucleotide messenger RNA. RefSeq names its product nose resistant to fluoxetine protein 6-like. The transcript is spliced from 12 exons. The record is from RefSeq and is a predicted model, not a curated record. Gene Ontology annotation, molecular function: acyltransferase activity, transferring groups other than amino-acyl groups. Bases 162 to 2609 code for a protein of 815 amino acids. NCBI's taxonomy places the organism in Eukaryota, Metazoa, Arthropoda, Insecta, Hymenoptera, Braconidae.
GAAAGGGAUAUCCACUCACGAGUAACCACCACAAAUCUUGCCGGUUUCGCUGGAUUCAGUGCGUGAAUAACCGUUGACUUAAACUCUCAAGGCUUUUUAAAAAAAAUGUGACUCAAGAGUACAAAAAGUGUUUUUCCGAAAUAUUUAUAUUCCUCGUGACCAUGGCCCAUAACCUGAAGUUCCUGUUAGUCUUAAUUUUGGUUAAUUUUUCCGGGUCUGACGAUCCAAAGUCGAAUAUUUUAAGGCUCAGCAGGCCCAAAUCUACGACACUUAGAUCUACAAGUGAUUUUAAAGUUGAUGACAAAAGUGAUGAUGUAAAAACCGAAGUUUUGAGAGAUCGGCUGCUGGCUUUCAGUAAAAAUAAUCCAGAGUCGGAUUGGAAGACUUAUUUGAAGAUUGUCAAUGACAAAAAUGAGACUGAUGGUGUCAGUGAUCGAGAUCUUGAGUUUUCUAAAGAUAAAUUUGAGCUUAACGCUAACAGUAUUCAGUGGUUGAAUGAUAUAUACGAUCCGUUAAGAUGGCACCGAAUUCCCGGAAAAUUGACACCCCAGUGUCUCAAAGAUAUGGAAUUGUUCAUCAAUUCGCUGAGGGAUGGAAAACUUUGGGCUGCUAAGAUGUUAGACGCAAGCGGCCGAUACAAUUCACAGUUUCACUUUGGAAAUGGAUUCUGGCUCGGCUCCAGCUCCCUCUGCAAAGAAUUGAAUACCACUGACGAGGAUGGUAUCAGUCCGAUAAAUCCAAUUAUUUCUAAUAACGAGUUACCGCCAUAUUUAAUUAAGUUUCAUGUUGUCCGAAUUGGGUUGUCAUUUCCACGCAAUAUUGAACCUUCCACUCGUCAAAUAUUCUUAGGACUAUGUUUACCUGCAACCUGCGACCGAAUUUCCUUAGGCUCGAUGUUAAGGACAAGCGUAGAACGGGUUGAAAGGCUUGGAAAUGGGACUCACGGGCCCCAUGGUCCAAAAAUCACAAUUGUUACAGUGAAGCCAGUGCCCUCUAGUGACUACUCGGUCUGGAAUGAUUCGAAAUUAUAUAUUCUUGGAGGAGUAGGCGGAGUAAUAGCGCUACUAAUGCUAAUCGCAACAGUAUAUGAUUAUCGUCGGCUAACAGAAGACCCAGACAUUGAAUCAACAGCUCCAGGGAGUAAUAAUAAUGAACGUGCUUCGACAUAUGUAAACAAAAACUUUUCAGACGACCAACAAGUUACUGUUGUACAGGAUAAUAGAAAUUAUAUUGGGAAAAUUCAAAAUCAUCGGGAUUUUCAUCUUGAUGAUAAUAUUAAUAAGAAAAAUCGUAAAACUAAAGGAUUUUGGAUGAAAUGCCUCUUAUCAUUCAGCCCAAUAGACAAUGGCUCAAAAAUUCUUUCCACUGACCCUGCUGCCCGCGACAACUUGACUUGUCUCCAUGGACUACGAGUCCUUUCUCUAGGAUGGGUCAUAUUGGUUCACACUUACCUGCAAGUAUUCUCAAUUGCUGAGAACAAGACCUUACGCACAGUCACUGAAAGGAAUUUUAUGUUCCAGACUAUUAGCAACGCUACCUUUUCCGUUGACACUUUUUUCUUUAUUAGUGGACUUUUAGUGACAAUUCUGUUUUACCGAUCAAUGGGGGGUAUCAAGAGUGAUAGCAAUAAUUUUUUACGAUCAAGUACUACAAAAUUUUUUAUCAUGGUACUCUACAGAUUUGUCAGGUUAACACCAGCGUACUUAUUUGUACUGGGAAUAAACGAGCUAGCGAUAAAACAAGCUCAGGCAACAACAGUAUUCUCCCCAGUGAUAAUAGACCAAGUGACUUGCGAAAAAUUCUGGUGGCGCAAUGCUCUCUACCUCAACUCCCUCUUUCCACGCUCUGAAAUGUGCAUGCUCUGGAGCUGGUACAUGGCCAAUGACACUCAAUUUUACGUCCUGGGGAUUCUGCUCCUGCUACUGAGCGUUAAAUAUUUCAAAGCUGUCUCUGUAGCGGUUGUGCUAUUGAUUGUCUCGUCUUGGUUUACUACUUUUACUGUCGCUUACUCCAAUGACUAUAUUGCCAGGAUACAAGAACCAUUCGCACUGUUCGAUGAAUUAUACGACAAGCCAUGGCUAAGAGCAGGCCCCUACUUUAUCGGGACAAUAACCGGGUGGAUGUUAUUCAAAACAAACUGCAAGCUCCACACCCCUGGGUGGGCAAAAAUUAUCGGGUGGAUAAUUUCAAGCGGGAUAAUGCUCGCUGUUGUUUACGGUCUCUACCCCGGUAACAUGACAGUUACCGUGAGCUCCCUCUACGCGGCGCUGGGUCACACCGCAUGGGCACUCGCUGUUUCAUUCAUCGUCGUCCAGUGUUGCACCGGAUCAGCCGCUAUCGUUAAUAGUUUUUUGUCAUUAAGGCUUAUUUACCCGAUGUCACGGCUCACCUACUGCGCGUAUCUAGUUCAUCCUGUUAUCAUGAUGAUUACCAGCAUGCAAAUGGACGGGCCUUUGCAUAUACACAAUGGACUUGUUCUGACCGUCUACUUCGGUAACUUCGUGGCGUCUUAUCUGAUGUCCUUCUGCAUAUCCUUGGCCCUGGAAGCGCCGGUUGUAAAUUUACUAAAAAUAGCAUUCGCUUCAAACAAAAGGUCGGUAAAUCGAUAAAAAACAGCGAAAAUUUAAUUUUACAAAAAAUA